AUGGUAAGUGAAGAGGAUUCAACCCAAUCAGCCAUGAAACAAUAUGGAACAACGGAGCCCAUCUCAUUGGCGGGACCAACAGAUGGAGAUAAUAAGAGAAGCUUGGAAUUAGAAAAUUUCAUGGUGGAGUGUGGUCUUUACGAAAGGAAAGAAGAAGCCAUUAAGAGAGAAGAAAUUAUUUCUGAUAUCACUAAUAUAGUAAAAUCAUGGGUGAAGGAGGUGACACGUCAAAAAGGAUACACAAAUCAAACAGUUGAAGCUGCAAAUGCCAUCCUAUUAACUUUCGGAUCUUAUCGAUUGGGUGUUCACAGCCCUGGAGGAGACAUUGAUGCACUCUGCAUUGGCCCACACUACGUUGAUCGAGAAAUAGAUUUUUUCAUUACAUUGCAUGGCAUAUUGGCUUGCAUGGAGCAAGUGAGCCAACUUCAACUAAUUCCAGAUGCUUAUGUACCAGUCAUGAAAUUCAAGUUCCGCGGCAUAUCCAUCGAUCUUCUCUAUGCCAGUAUCUCUCGCAUGGUUGUCCCACAAGACCUUGACAUCUCGCAAGCAUCAUCCAUACUCCACAACGUCGAUGAAUCGACCGCUCGAAGUCUUAAUGGUUGUAGGGUUGCUGAUCAAAUCCUCAAGCUGGUUCCGAAUGUCGAGAAUUUCCAAAAAACACUCCGAUGCUUGAAGUUCUGGGCAAAGAAGAGAGGGAUUUAUUCGAACGUUUCUGGAUUCCUAGGCGGUGUGAAUUUGGCUAUCUUAGUUGCACGUGUAUGUCAGCUUUAUCCCAAUGCAGUGCCUAGCAUGCUCGUCUCGCGAUUUUUUAGGGUUUACACACAGUGGCGUUGGCCUAAUCCUGUGAUGUUGUGUGCGAUAGAAGAAGACGUGGAGCUUGGAUUUCCAGUGUGGGAUCCACGUAAGAAUCCUCGAGAUCGAACUCAUCAAAUGCCAAUUAUCACACCCGCCUAUCCAUGCAUGAAUUCCAGUUAUAAUGUUUCGGCUAGCACCCUCCGAGUAAUGACGGAGCAAUUCGAGAAAAGUAAUAUGAUUUGUGAGGAUAUCGAGCUGAAUAAAAGACAUUGGAGUUGUUUGUUCCGGCCCUUUGAUUUCUUCAGAACAUAUAAGAACUAUUUGAAAGUGGAUGUCGUUGCUAGCAAUAGCAAGGACUUGAUUGCAUGGAAGGGAUGGGUGGAAUCCCGACUAAGGCAACUGAUUCUGAAGAUAGAGAGAGAUACAAGUGGGACAUUACAAUGCCAUCCAUGCCCCAAUGACUACUCCAGUAAAUCCAAACAAUGUCAUUGUGCAUGUUAUAUUGGUUUGAAAAGGAAAGAAGGUACCCGAACAGAACAAGUCAAACCAUUUGACAUUCGCGCAGCCGUAGAGGAAUUUAAAGAAUUGGUAUACAUGUGCGUGAUGUGGAGGCCUGGAAUGGACUUGAAUAUAGCUCAUAUCCGUAGGAAGCAAAUUCAUUCUCAUGUGGUUCUUCCUAAUUACCCCAAUGUCUCCUUUGAUGGGGUGAAGAGAGAGAUGAUCAGCGAGGAUGAUUCAAGUAUGAAGAAACGUAUAUGUAUCUUAUUAGAGAGCCAGGUAUAUGGAAAGACAUAAUUUUAAUAUAUUUGUUUUAUUUUCGAAAUUUGAUUAGGUUGUAAUUUUUUUUGUAGGCCAUUACACUUGUAUAAAUUCAAAGUUAUACUUAAUAAGAAGAACACAAACAAUUUUUAAUAUUUCAAUUCUUGUUUUUUUUUUUUUCUUAAUUUUUAAAAUGAUCUUGGUCUUCAACAUAAUCCUCUUGAUCUUAUUCCUAUAAUUCGGCAAGACAUCCUUGCUAUCACAACCCCACCUUCAAAUUGUCUAAUCCGGUCGAUUCUUCUCCAGGCUCAUCUUUUUUGGUGGCUUUCCUUUACGGCCAUGGACCCAAAACCAGCCUCUCUAUUUCAUACAAGUCCUAAACACCGUUUACUGUUUGACCUAUUUUUAUGCAUUUACCUUUGC
Messenger RNA from Magnolia sinica, 1977 nucleotides. Its product is annotated as nuclear poly(A) polymerase 2-like. The transcript has a single exon. Gene Ontology annotation, molecular function: RNA binding; poly(A) RNA polymerase activity. Lineage: Eukaryota; Viridiplantae; Streptophyta; Magnoliopsida; Magnoliales; Magnoliaceae. Gene Ontology annotation, cellular component: nucleus. The coding region runs from base 1 to 1590 and encodes 529 amino acids. The record is from RefSeq and is a predicted model, not a curated record.